Oryzias melastigma (Indian medaka) is the source of this 1738-nucleotide messenger RNA. It is a transcript of the gene tafazzin, whose product is annotated as tafazzin. Gene Ontology annotation, biological process: cardiolipin acyl-chain remodeling; inner mitochondrial membrane organization. The transcript is spliced from 11 exons. The record is from RefSeq and is a predicted model, not a curated record. The coding region runs from base 192 to 980 and encodes 262 amino acids. Gene Ontology annotation, molecular function: 1-acylglycerophosphocholine O-acyltransferase activity. Lineage: Eukaryota; Metazoa; Chordata; Actinopteri; Beloniformes; Adrianichthyidae. Gene Ontology annotation, cellular component: mitochondrial membrane.
UACGCGCGACCGGACCGGAUGUGACGCACUGCUGUUUCCGGUGUCGGUCGCGCGCAGCUGCUAGAACUCGUCUUUUCUCACUCUAUCGUCCUGUCCUCCGGAUUCCAUCCACUUUCAAACGGAACCGUGGUGUUCCCGCCGGAGAACAGCCAGAGGGAAACCGGUGCAUGUAGACCGUCUGGACCGCCGGGAUGCCUCUGGAGGUCAGAUGGCCAUUCCCUCAGACCCCGCCCCUGGCGUGGAGGAUCUCUGGCUCGCUGGUCAUGGGCAUGGUCGGCUCCUAUUCCUACUUCUGGACCAAGUACAUGAACUACCUGACCGUCCACAACAGGGACGUGUUGUUGAACCUGAUUGAUCACAGGCCCUCCAACACGCCCCUCAUCACUCUAGCCAAUCACCAGUCCUGCAUGGACGACCCACACAUCUGGGGAGUGCUGAAGCUCAGACAGCUGUGGAACUUCAACAAGAUGCGAUGGACUCCAACGGCGUCCGACAUCUGCUUCACCAAAGAGCUUCACUCCAGGUUCUUCAGCCGGGGGAAGUGUGUCCCCGUCUGCAGAGGGGACGGCGUUUACCAGAAGGGGAUGGAUUUCAUUCUGGACAAACUGAACAGAGGUGAAUGGGUGCACAUUUUCCCUGAAGGUAAAGUCAACAUGACGGAGGAGUUCAUUCGUCUGAAGUGGGGUGUGGGUCGACUCAUCGCUGAAUGCUCUCUCAAUCCAGUCAUUCUACCGCUUUGGCAUGUCGGUCUGAGUGACGUUCUACCAAACAUGAAUCCCUACAUUCCUCGGACUGGAAAAAGAAUCACAGUUUUGAUCGGGAAACCGUUCAGCGUGAAGGAGCUGGUCGAAUCGCUUCGAGCUGAAAAGAAGAGCCAGAUGGAAAUGAGGAAGACUCUGACUGACUUCAUCCAGGGGGAGUUCCAGGAACUGAAAGCGCACGCAGAGACCCUCCAUCGACAGAUGCAGACCAGAUCCUGAGUCCGAGCUGCUGCAGUCCCGCUCUCCUCUGGGACAGUGGAAUGCACGCCGCUUCAUGCAACCACCUUUUUAAAUCCCGAAAAGCUUCUUUUAUUUUUUUUGUGCAAGAAUGUGAGGUGUAGAUGUGGUAGAGCAGCACGACACACAGGGAAUCUGCUGUAACCGUUAUCAGCCAACAUUCAGUGCCUAUCAGGAUUUGGAGCUAUGGACGGAUUUUUAUGAGAUUUUAUUCUGUCUUCGAUCCCACUGAUGCACCCCUUGAUCUUCAGACCAGCACAGAGGAAGACUGCAGCUUCAGUUUGAUUAGUAGAGACGGUUCUGGAAGAGUCUCAUCUGUGACGCAGGCGGACUCAAAUCACCAGCGUACGCUCGUGUUUCUGCAUCUUUAGCCUUCACAUCCGAGGAUGUAAAUUCUGUUGGUGACUGUAAACGCUGCUCACAGGCAGGUUUGAAUCAAACAUGUUGCUGCUUUUACUUAAAUUGUUGAUUUUUCUCCACAUUUGAUUAUUUUGAACUAAGUUAUUUGAUUUAAAAUGAUGACAGAUGAUCACUUCUUGAAUGAAAAUCCCUUGUUUAAUCCUCAAAAGAGUUAUAUUUAAGCGUUCAAUCCUCACCAAUCAUGUUUUAUACUUCUGAUGACUUCUUUAGAGGGAAACACUUUUGUGUUUUUGACUGAAGAAUCAGGUUCUUUCAUUUAAACUCACUGCAGUUGUUCUGUCCUCUAUGGAAAUGCUAAUAAAGUAUUUGAUUUUUCCAAA